AUGGCGUCUGAAAUUGAACAAGAAACAAGUAACAGGACAAAAGAGAAAGCAGUAAAGACAAUUGAGUUGAUAAAGUCAUUUACUGGUAAAUGUCCUAAAGAUUUCCGUCUGAUUGCUCAUUUGCAAGAAGUUAUAGAAAAGACUUUACAUCAGAGUUCACAAAGCAUCAGUGAUGAUGGAUGUCUUCUUGCCACAAUAGCAACUGAUGAUGGAUCACUAUUUGAAAAAUUAUCUGAUUGGUCAUCAUUACCACCAGUAGAGAAAAAUAACCACAAAAACUUUUUAGAGGAGAAUUAUUCGCCUGAAGAUUUGCAGUUGGCUUAUGAUGAAUACUUUGCCAGACAUGGAAGAAUACCUGCUUUAAGAGACUUUAGAGUUUUCAUUCUACAGUGGCAAGUGGAAAUGCACCAGAAAAACAUAGACCUAGAAUCAGACAACAGUAAUCUGAAUCUUAACCAAGAGAACUUUAGAAUGGCUUUAGAUCAUGCUGUACAUGUGUCUACAGAACAACAAAACCAACUACAGAAUCUGAUAACAGACCGUCUGAACUUACAGAGAAGAUUUGAACAGGCUAUAGAUACUGCUGGACAGUUAAAUACAAUUAAUCAACAACAUGUUACUAAUAAUGGUCUUUUGCAAAAUACGUGUGCAAGGCUCAUUGGAGAAAAUAAUCAAGUAAAUACCAGAUGUAAUAGGUUACAACAAGAUAAUAGAAGAAAGGAUAUGCAGAAUGCUGUUCUUGACAAAGAAAAUGUUCACUUAAGUGUGGAAGUAGCUGAAAAAGACACUACCAUAAAACAGAAAGACACUACCAUAAAACAGAAAGACACUUCCAUAAAACAGAAAGACAUUACCAUAGAACAUCUGACAUCACAGAAUGAACAGAAAGAUUCUAGCAUAGAACAUCUGACAUCACAGAAUGAACAGAAAGAUUCUAGCAUAGAACAUCUGACAUCACAGAAUGAACAGAAAGAUUCUAGCAUAGAACAUCUGACAUCACAGAAUGAACAGAAAGAUUCUAGCAUAGAACAUCUGACAUCACAGAAUGAACAUCUGACAUCACAGAAUGAACAGAAAGAUUCUAGCAUAGAACAUCUGACAUCACAGAAUGAACAUCUGACAUCACAGAAUGAACAGAAAGAUUCUAGCAUAGAACAUCUGACAUCACAGAAUGAACAUCUGACAUCACAGAAUGAACAUCUGACAUCACAGAAUGAACAUCUGACAUCACAGAAUGAACAGAAAGAUUCUAGCAUAGAACAUCUGACAUCACAGAAUGAACAGAAAGAUUCUAGCAUAGAACAUCUGACAUCACAGAAUGAACAGAAAGAUUCUAUCAUAGACAAGAAAGAUAUGAAUAUUGCCGAACUCUCUGUGCAGAACAAGGAAAAAGAUGGUAAAAUAAAAGACAUGAAGUGCAUGAACAAAAAACUUAAUAGUGAUCUCCAAGUAAAACAAGAACUGUGUGAUGAAAAAGAUAGGCAGCUUAAAAAGCAAUGUCUAGUCACUGAUGGACUACAUCACGAAAUGAGUGCUACAAGUGAAAGACUAGCUAAUCUAGAAAAAGGUCUAGAGAGCAAAAAAGAUGAAAUAGAAAGAUUGAGAAGUGACAAUUUGAGUCAGAAUAAACAUAUCAGUGAACAAGAUAAAAUGAUCAGGGAUUUAAAUGAUAAGGCACAAUCUCAGGACAAAGUAAACCAAGAUCUGUUUCAACAGUUACAGGAGUUAAAAAUGAUGUUACUUACUGUUAACCAGAGACAAGAGGCAGCAGAAUCAGGCAAGACAAACUCAUCAUCAUGAAGUCACCCUGUUUACAGAAAGAAAUUUCGAUACUUUAUAUCAUCAAUUUAUUUUGUGUUUCGCUUUAAUCUUUAUUUGUUCAUUUUGAUGCACCAAUGAAAAAUGUUUUAUAUUUUUCAUUAAAUCAAACCACAUACAUAAGUACAUUUGUAAUUUGUUAUAGAAUACCAGCUGGGCAGGUUUUAAGUUUAACUUUAAGUAUUUGUUAAUUGAUUUUGUUAUGAUCGUUAUUGAAGUCAGCACUUCUUAAUGCAUUCACUUCCAUCAUGGUUAUGAAGUAUCUGUUAUACAUUAGAGUAAUGGAGAACAUCAGAAGAUGGUCUUAAGUAUUUUUAUAUGCAAUUUUAAUGAUUUUAUAUGCAAUUUUAAUGAUGAAAAUUUAUACAUGUAUAUUUUAACAUCAUUUUUAAAAUUUCAGCAUAUAAAACUUUUAUAAAAUGAAUUAUUAAAUUUGAAAAAAAAAAUGAAAUAUUUGUUUAUCGAUUUUGUAUUGUUCAUGUUGUAAUGAAUUAAUUUCAGUCAUACAAUUCAAAAAAAAAAAGCAAUAUGCUCCAACCAUAAGAAAUAUUUUUUUGUGAGAAAGCUCAAGUAAAUAUGUGGAAUUUAUUAACAAAAUAAUAUUUAAAAUUUCAGUUGAGAGGAGAGAAAAUUUACUUUUGUAAAUAAUUUUAGUCAUAAUGUAUAUGUUAUUCAUUUUAAGAUAGAAUCUUUUAAAGUAAACCACAAGGCAGCAAAUACAGGUGCAUAUAAUCCAUCUUUUUGUAUAUAAAAAAAAUCAACCAUUUACUUUUCACCUAUAUCCACCUGCUGAAAUCUCAUUCCUUGAUUUGGACAUUCUUUCGAAAUAAAAAUACAUGUAUAUAUGUAUUAUGUAUAUUUUAUUUUUUUCAAUUUUUCAACUGGCAUCUCUAUCUGAUGGGGAUAAUUUUUCAUGCCAUUGAUAUAAAUUGUAUAUAUUUAUUUAUAAAUGUUGUUCUUAAACAGAAACUUAGUGUUGAUCACUGUUAGUUGAUGUGAAUAAAUAACAUUGAAAUGGUAUAAACAUUAACUCAAAUGUUUACAAUACCAUUGUUUGUGGUAUUGAAGUAAAAGCAAAGAAAGUGAAAAAACAUUAUACUGUGUGCUAUACUUGUUAUAGUGAAACAGCAAAUAUAGACACAGGUGAAAUAGGGUCGUCUCUGCGUAUAUAAAACAAGACAUUUCUCUGAGAUCUGCAUUGUCUAGAAAAAAUUAACCACUGAAUGUGUAUUUUUUUGUAAACUUGUAGAGUUACUGUUCCAUUGAAUUUUUCUAUUUCUGGUGAUAGUUAUUUCUGUUUUAAGAUCUACUUUCAUCAUAAUCUAACAUUUAUGCCCCUGUUUUGUUAGUAUAUGAAAUCUGCCAAAUAUUUCAAAGUCAGUAGCAAAAACAGGAUUUGUGAAGUACAGUUUUAAUUAAUGAAUGGUUGUAAUUGUUAAAUCCAGUAUGUAGACUUUUCACUGUCACUUUACAAUCAAAUAAGACGAUUUCCUUGGAUUUAUGACAUGCAUAUAUAAUUUCAUUGGAUAUUUAGAUAAGACAAAUACUGAAAUAAAUGCAAAUAUUAUCGAUUUGACAGUUAUUAAGACAUCCAUACAAAACCAUAGUGACAGUGAAAUUUACAAAAAAGAAUAGGCCAAAAGAAAAUGUGUUAUGCUUCUGUUUUAAUAUAAGACCAUCCAUUUAAUUUUGCUCAACUUGAAAUUUAUUGUUGAUUCCAAAAACAAAACAAAAAACCCUUCUGUUUCUGACCAUCAAUUUCUUCCAAUGAUAUCGAAACUUAAAAUUUGCUUAUGAAACAUUGUGUUCAACUUUUUUCAGAACAUUGAAAUUUUACUGACUCAACCUAUUAUGUUCAAAACUUGAGGCACAACAUAUUUUUUUGGUGGCUUUAAUGGUCAGUAGGACUUCAAAAAUGGCAUUAAAAUUGAGUUCAAACCUAAAUAUCUGUUUAAAAAGCUUUGUAAAUUUGCAAUAUCUAUUGUAGAAUUGUAUAUGUAAUAUAUUAUGGUCUACUUACAUGUUUUUGCUUGAAAUACAAUGAACCAGUCAUGCAUAUUAUAAAAUAUCUUAUUGUAGGUAAAUGUAUACAAAAUGUGGCAUCUUUUGAUUAAGUAAAUUCCUUUGGUAUUGUUGUUAUGUUUUUCUCCAAACAUUGUAUUACCUAUUGAAUAUGUAGUCUAUAAUUUACCGUUUAUAUUAAAUAACUCAAGUCAGAUUCUUUUUUUAUAAAUAAACCAGUAAUUUAAUAUAAUCUUCCAAAUAGACCUUUUUAUCAAAUGGUAGUUUGAAUAAGAAAUAAGCUGUUUUAGAAAUUAUAGUUAUUUUAUUUCUGAAGGCCUUGUAAUUUUGGAUUAUUUUAUAUAGAAUGUUGGUAAUUUACUUUCAGUUUUGUUGAAUCUCCUCAUUUGGUAAUGCAUUCUAUACAAUAUGUAACACAAGUUCCUAACACAGUAGUUUUACUUAAUUUUCACUUACACAUUGUUAAUUAAAGUCAAUAUAAAUUUUCAUUAUAUUGUACCAUAAGCAGUUCCAAAGGAUACCAACAUUUUUUACCAAUGAUGCACUUUACUAAAUCUAGUGAUACAGUUAUUUUACAAGAUGUUUUAGUCCAUUUGUCAUAUUAGUAUUUUAAAGGAUGUUUUUAUCCUAUCCAAAUGUGUUCAAGUAGUUUUUAGAUUCAGGUAUUUGAGAUGUAAAUUUCAUGGCCAUAUUUGUUUUCAAAAUACUCUCAUUUUUCAUGUCAUUCAGAUAUUACUUCAUAAUGGCAUCAGCUUGAAAACAAUUCCAUAACUAUUUAUAAAUUUUUGAGGCCUUGUCAUUAUAAAUGAUCACAUCAUCAACAUAAAAUGCUGCAUUAAAAAAGAAAUGAGUAGGUGCAUUAAGACCUAGUUUUGGCCCAAGAAAAUAAGGUUUUUGAGAACUGUUUCAAAUUUACACAUAAUGUUUGGAAAUGCAUAAAAUCAAGCAAUAUAAAUGAAUUACAUAAGAUUUUUGAUGUUAUGACAUCACAAUUACUUCAUAAUUUGCACCAUUUUCAUGAAAACAAAGAAAACUGCUAACUUUAUAUAGUUUUCCAUCAAUAUUUCCUUCCUGGAAACAUUGUGUGCAUGCAGGAAGCAACAAAAUAAUUCAAGAGAAGCUUUAUUAUAAUCAUUGACAUAUUCUAACCAAAUAUAAAGUUGUUUCUUGGGUGUGCACAUACUUUUCUAAUCUAAUAUAGACUUCAGAGUUGACCUAAAACAAGGAAAAUCAAGAAAUUUUACAAAAUAUACACAUUUUGUCAUAGUUUGUUGCCAUGGUAACUCGUUAAAUGUGAAAUUUGUUUUUAUUUUUUGAACACCUUGUACCUUAGUGUAGUUUGGACAAUGCUAAGAAUAUGUAUGGUUACUUUUCAAUUUGCACUAAUAUUUGGGCCAAUUAAGGGCCAUAUUGCCCCUACUCCUUUCUUCUUCUUUUGUGACUGCUGAAGAUGGCAUGUAUCAUCGAAUUAUAAUAACCAUGUUGCCAUUUUCAUCUAUUUUUAAUCUGACCAAUCCUUUCUAAAGUUUUAUAGAAUAUUCAAAUAUACAUUAAGAAAAGCCCUAUUCUUAACACAACUUUGUGCAUUACUUGAGACUUUUAAAAGGGAAUAUUUUACAGUUCUGUUGAUAACCAAGUUUUAUUUCGCAAGUCAAAGUUACAUGGAGAUUUAAAAAAAUUCAUAUGAUUUACAUCCUAGCAGAGGUACCUCACCUAAUUUAUCAAUAUUACACUUGUCUUAGAUAGUACCUGAAAAUUUGUGCGUAUUGAUGGUCAAAUUAGUUCACGGUGCAGCAGUAACCAUUUCUGUUCAAUGAAUUAUAUUGUCAUUGUUUUUUGUAUUUUUAUCAUGUCGAUAAAAUUUGUCAAAACAGUUAUGGAUAAAACCAGACUGACAGCAAAAUAGUUACUAUCUUCAGCAACAAAAAUGGUGAAAAUUGAAAUGUUCCAUAUUUUUAAAAUGGAUAAAUAUGAAUGCAAUUUCUACAAUGAUGAACUGAAAAUACUUUUGAAACUAUUUCUGUUUUGUUUCGUUGCACAUUUGUACAUAUUGUAAAUAUUAAUGAAUAAUCAUAGAGUAUUUAUAUAAACAAAUUUUUGUACAGAAUCAUGCUUACUAGAUUUUUCUAUAUCUAUAUUUUCCAGAAAUUCAUAUGAAGAAUGCUUGAAUUCUUUUCACUCUCAAAAGUAAUUAGAGUCUUCCAAACAUCUUUUGAAUUUACUUCCAUGCUUUCUUUUUCUAUGUUAUGUCUACAACAUAGAAUGUUUAAAAACAAAAUUAUGAUGUAAGAGGUUAUGGACAUAUUCUAUGUCUUAACCAGUCUGAUACUGUAUAGGGGUUAUAUUGUACUGUGCUAAUGUUGGCUUAUUGUAGGAGUUUAUAUGAAGAUGAAAUAAAAGCCAUGGAUAUUGUUAUAAUGCAGAAUGGCAUGUUUACUGUCAGUUAUUUCAUUCAAAUAGAUUUAAUUUUUUUUUAUUUUUUUUUGCCUAAGUUACCAAAAUUUAAAAUUUCAAUUUUUUUUCAAACAUCUUUUGCUGAAACUAUAAAGGUGAUUUUUUUAUUCUUGCCAGUAUAAUACCCCUUAAACAGUGAAAAGAAUGUUUACACACGGAUUUUUGAAAAAGGAACAUGUGGAGUGUGGUAUGUUUCUUUUUAGUUUUAUUCUCACACAUUUUCACAUAUCUUUCUACAUUUUAAUGUUUACAAUUUUACAUGACAUGCAUUUCUAUAUUUUUAGUGCUAAUAUAUUUAUCUGUCAUCAAUUUUACAAUUGCAAUAAAUAUAUAUUACUGAUAGAA
Mytilus californianus (California mussel) is the source of this 6639-nucleotide messenger RNA. RefSeq names its product golgin subfamily A member 6-like protein 7. The record is from RefSeq and is a predicted model, not a curated record. Bases 1 to 1800 code for a protein of 599 amino acids. The transcript is spliced from 7 exons. Lineage: Eukaryota; Metazoa; Mollusca; Bivalvia; Mytilida; Mytilidae.